GUUAGUAUCUCAUCGGCAGUCGGGGUGUGAACGUUUAUUUUGCGCGCGUCGUUCAAUUUUUUUUUAUACCAUACUUGCAAUUUUACCGUAAAAACACUACGAUCGCGAUUUUUUCUGCACUUACCAAUGCGUCAUCGAACUCUCUUUGCCAUCAAAUGGUCUCCUUGCACUAAAUAAUUCAGCAAUUUAUUGAAAGAAUAAAAAAACAACAUAAAUUGCACAAAUUAAUUUAUAAGAAAAAUACAGUGCUUAUGGUGUGAGAUCUAAAAGGUUGGCGUAAAUUCCUCAAGGAGGAAUUCUUGAAUGAUCCUCUCGAUUAGGCAUUAUAUAUAGUUCAUCAGUGGACCCAUAAGUGCGAGUGUUACUUAUCGUAAAAUGUGUCAACAGAUGUGUGUGUUGACGAUAAAGUAUAUAAUACAAUUUUCAUAGUGGUUACAUGAGAGAGAGAAAAAUAGCCUACGUUUAAGCUCCCAUCCAGCAUAUGCUGCAUGGCAAUUAUUACAUAAAAUUUAUGAAUGAAGGCAUUUGAUAAUUCAAGAGUAAAUAGGAUCGUCAUGAUCAAAUACACAGUGAGUGAAGCACACAAGUUUGUGGUUGAAAGAGUUAAUGUAAGAAAUUAAUUGGUGACAUUCCAAUGCUUCAUUUUGAUAAUUUAUACACAUUUAAGAAAAAAAAAUAAUCUUCUCUCCACGCUGAGUUGCUAUAUAAAUUCUAUGGCAAUAUAAGCAAGAUAAAAACCAACUGAUAUUUUCUCAAAAGUGUUCAUUGAUAGUGAAGUUUGCCAUGUGAUCAAAAAAAAAUCUCGCAGAAAUAUUAAGAAUUCUCUAAUAUGGAUAUAUUAAUGGAAUAAAAGAAAAUUAUCUACAAGAAACUCCGUCAAUGGAGACGCAAUGUCAGGAGGAAGCAACAUAGCGUCAGUUGCUAUGGAGUCUCCUCUUCCCGAACAAGUUGAGGAAUCCAAAAUGACAAGCAUAGCGCUAAGAAACAAAACGGAUCCUGACACAUCCUACGGCCAGCACUUUCUUCUCCAAAAUGACUUUAUGUUCAUUGAUGAGGAUGGAGACGAGGUGGAUUCGGGUUAUGGGACCAACAAUAGAAUUCUUUUUGACGCAGAAAGAAACACCGCGCUGAGUGAACAGAAAAAUUCACAGAAUUCCAACAAUUUGUCUCAGCAGCGACUUCAAGCGAAAGCCCAGGAGAAAGAGAAGGCCGAAGAGGAACGAACUAAAGAACAUCACAGCGAUAGGAGAUUACAGGAUGUGGAAAAGAAAGAAAAUUCGGUGGAUGCACAACGAACAGCCAAAAUUGCAGACAUUCCUUUAAAUUGUGAUAGUGUUUGUGGGGAGAAGGUAGCCAACGAUAAAAUGGCUCGUGGGAAAUUGCAGGAGGAAGUUCCGGAUGAGGAUCCCUAUGCUGAAUUGGAAUUGUAUUUGGAACGAGUAAAAAAAGAAAUAAAUGACGUUUUCGAGCAGCUCAACCAUAAAACGCAUAGUGCAAAAGAUGGAGUGUUUCCACAUACUAAUAAUACGGAAGCAAAUAACGUGGAACGGAGAAGAGAUAACAAAUUACAGAACGAGGUGCGGCUAAUGAAAUCGGACGAUCUAGUAAUAAAAGAGGCAGAAGAUCCAGCAGAGAUCGUGAAGACGCGAGAUCAGCGGGAAAAAAGAUGUGACCACACGACGAGAAAGAAUGAACUGAGAUCGAUGGAAACAUCCAUACUACCAUAUCCAAAGGAUGGGGAGAGAGCAAUGAUCAAUGAAUGGGCCGAUAGCGUAAUGAGAGAAUUCGAUGAGCUAGUUGAAGGUGAAAAGAAGCCGGCUCCUGCGGUGAACAGAAGGCACCAUCAACAAUGGCAUGAUGCCCCUCAUAGUGCUGCUGACCAUCUCCAUCUGAAGCGUUCCAGCGACAAUCUCGUAAAUGGACGAGCUGGAUCUGAUAGUUCAUCCCCCAUUCUUGGCUACAGUAAGGUGUCUGUUGACUCCGAGGCAACAGUUUUGAAAAUUGACGAAGGAAUUGAUGAGAAGAGAGAAAUAUCAACACAGACUAGUCCAAAGUUGCAUUCAAUAAAGAAAGAAGUUUCCCCGGAUGCAUGGACGUCAGAGGAAUCAAUCCUGCGCGGAACAGACACUGUGGAUGAAGAUAAUAAGUCAACUUCUUCAUCUGCCGGAGAAGAUAUCUCUGCUGCACUGAGUUCAGGCAAAUCUGGGAAUUCAUUAAAUUCCUCCGUGGAUGAUAGUGCAGAAAGUGGUUUGGGUACUGCAUCAUCUGUACAUGGAUCAGGUUACCGGAAAAUUCGUCCGUAUCUACAUCAGAUUUCCCAAAAAUCCAUUGAUGAUAAAAAUGCGUGGAUUAGAUAUGAGAAUGCCACAACACAGACGGGUAAAAUGCGGCCGUCAUUGAAAUUAAUAGAGAAUGCCUCGUUUGUUUCCACUGACGAUCCGGAUCUUCUGGAAGUGUUGAGUUUGUAUGACGACAAUAAUGCCGAUGACGAUGAGUUUGCCAUCUCAGACUCGGAGACUUCUUCGAAAUACCAGGAAGAUAGCUGCACGGAGAACACGAAGCUGGACAAAGGAUUGCCUCAGAGUAUGAGUAGAAAAAUUCCAGAGGAGAAUGACGAGGAGGUGAUGUUGCGACGAAAAGCAAGUGGCCCUCAAUGUGAUAUCGCGAAGAAUGUCAAGUGCUUGGAUAGACUGGGCACGUUAGUGUCAUACACUCCCAACGGUGGUGCAUGCAAAACAAUAAAUAACACAUCUGUAGUACCUGAAAAGCAGUGCAAUAGCUUACCAUUUACUCGACGAGUAGCGAAGGAGCGACAUUUUCCACCGACACCGCCCAGCAUUGAGAAUGAGAGCGAUUCCGCUCUCCCAGCAAUAAAUCGGCGCCCCUUCUGUCUACCCAUGAGUCAGGAAUCAUUCCAUACUAUCUCCCAACUUCCGUCGCCCAGCACGACAUCCCUCCACAGUGGCGGGAAUCGUCGAUCAGCACUGCUUAUUCAAGAACUCACCACAAAGAGCAACUCAGCACCACUUCUGAUGAAGAAGGAGAACAAAAGGGAUGCCUUCACCGACCAAACAGCGAGUUUACGAUACUCACGAUCGCAGAGCGACAGGUACUUGGCUGAAAUUGAAGCCAUUGAGGCUUGUAAAUGGCUCCGGGCUGCUGGUUUUCCGCAAUAUGCUCAGAUGUACGAAGAUCUUCAGUUUCCCAUAGAUUUAAGCAACGUGGCACAAGAUCAUCCCUUCCUGGAAAAUGAUCCCCUGCAGUCACUCUACCGGCGACUCGUGGCUCUAAACCGCUGUGCUACUAUGCGACUGGAUGGAACACACAAACAUGGAACUCAGAAUGACGACUCUGAUGACGAUAGUUGCGCAUUGAGUGAGAAUUGGACGUUCCAGCCGCAGAGUAGGAGGUGGUCGCGUGUGGGUGAAAUGGAUAUGCCGCCACCACCGGUUAAAGGUGACAAGAACAAGGAUAAGCUCAACAUUUCUUCGCGAGAAUCCUCGCCGGAAAGCACGGACGCAUUUGAUUACUGUGGUGGACCACAGAGUGGUGGAUUCAGUGACCAAGAAAUGAUCCAGUCAAAGUUCCGUAGAACAGGUAGUGAGAGACUCAGAGAUGGCGCCAAAGCUUUCCUACGGCGUGUUGAAUCCAUCAAGUCGAAGCGCAGAAAACGCCAAAAUAAGGAGGGUGUUAUAAUCAGCGGGCCACAGGUGCUGGACUUCAGCCAAAUGAACCAGAAGAUGAGUGAUUUGAAGUGCGUGGAUGUUUUCUCGCAUCCAUGCUCACCAGUACCAACUAGUCCAACCGUCAUGUCUCCCAAGCAUCUCUUUGUUAAUACCAAUGAACUACGGUUGCCCUUCACGGAUCCCAAUCGUCUCAGCCCUAAGCAUGCUAUGGGCAAGAAAACUCAUCACUACCGUUCACUAUCAAAUCGCACGAGUCCUCUACCCUUUAUGGGACAAACUUCAUCUAAAUCUGGGGAUGAUUCAUCGUCAUAUUGUAGCGAUACCAACAGUCAGGAUUCAGUUACAAUUCGCGUGGGCAGGAAGAAACCAAACAGAGCUCGUCGCUUCUUCCAGCGUGGCAGUAAAGUUGAAGAUGCAGGAGCUUUGUCGGAUUCUGAGUGUCAUCCUGGGAAGAAUAAAUACUUCAAGGAUACCUCCGUGUCGGGGAAGGAGAGUAAAUCUUCUAAACUAGCACGUGGGGGUUCACUGAAUCUCGGCAAAGAGUCUGAUAAAUAUCGGGAUGCCUUCCAGAAGAGGAGUUUGCGAUCCCGAAGUACAAUUCGGAAACAGGAACGUAAAACUGAUAGCGACAGCAAGGAUGAAGAAGUAAUUUUGAGGUCAAAUCGAGGCCCAGUUGUUCGGUGGCACAGCUUUCAAACGGCUGAAAAGCCCGAAAUGAAGUCCCUUUUGCGACCACUCUCAUCCCAACCUUCGAAGAAGAGGGAGAGCGGUAUUCAAUUUGCUGCUCUAUCCUGCGGUCAAUUCCAGGUCAUCAGGAAGUUGGCCCUAGUCACACUUACUGGUCACAUGGAACGGUACUGCCCCACACAUCGUACGGGGUGGAAUUGGGAGUUACCAAAGUUCAUCAAGAAAAUCAAAACGCCCGACUACAAGGAUAAGAAAGUCUUUGGUGUACCACUACUGCUGGUACUCCAACGUACCGGACAUAGCCUCCCGACGCCAAUUCAGCAGGCUCUGAAGUGGCUGAAGGCUAAUGCUCUCGACCAAGUGGGUUUGUUCCGAAAGUCCGGGGUGAAGAGUCGCAUCUUCAAGAUAAAGGGAAUGGUGGAAAAUGCAAAGGAGUCCGAAUUGGUGACACUAUUUGAUGGGCAACAGGCUUAUGAUGUGGCAGACAUGGUUAAGCAGUACUUUAGAGAACUACCGGAGUCACUGCUGACCAGUAAAAUGUCGGAGACGUUUAUUGCAAUCUUUCAGCACUUACCCCCAGAAGUGCGUCCCGACGCCGUGCAAUAUGCUGUACUCUUGCUGCCUGAUGAAAAUAGAGAGGUGCUCUACACCCUAAUUGUCUUCUUGAAUCAAGUGUCUGAGUGUUCCAUGUUCAAUCAAAUGACUGCGAAUAAUUUAGCUGUGUGUCUGGCACCAUCAAUUUUCCACGGCGGUAUCAUCAGUCCCAGAUCCAACUCUGUUUCGCCACGUCGUCGGAAGCCAGCUGGUCUGCCUGAUCCGCGAGAAUUGUGUGAGACAAAGGCCUCCCAUGAGUGUCUCACGUACCUCAUCCAGAACUACCGCACGGUCUUUACGUUUUCUAAUGAGAAGAUGCAACGGUGCAAAUUUAGCCAUUUCGAUGAGUCUCGUCCUGUUACACUGAAUACCCUUGGUGAGGACAUUCAGCUACACGAUUGGCGUGGGUAUCUCUAUGAGUGCACCACAGCUGCCAUGAAGGAGGGCAGGGAAAAGUCACGUGGAUGGAUUUCAUCACCAUCAUUGGAUCCUCAUGUGGACAUUGCGUACAAAAAGAUCGGCGAUGGGCAUCCGUUGAGGCUCUGGAAGUGCACUGUGGAGGUGGAGGCACCACCAACGGAAGUACUUCAUCAUAUUGUUAAGGAACGACACUUGUGGGACACUGACCUCCUCAAGUGGCGUGUUAUUGAGCAGUUGGAUGAGAAGUCGGAGAUCUUCCAGUAUGUCUGUGGGGGGCAAUCCAUUACAGACUAUUGCGUAGUUAGAUCGUGGAAUACUGAACUUCCACGGGGCGCCUGUGUAAUUGUGGAGACAUCCGUUGAGCACCAGGAUGCAACUCUCCUCCUCCUAGGUGGGGUACGAGGUGUUGUAUUGGCUUCGCGCUACCUAAUUGAACCAUGCGGCAGCGGAAAGUCACGGAUUGUCCAUUUGGCACGUGUGGAUGCAAAGGGACGCACACCCGAGUGGUACAACAAGAGUUAUGGUCACAUUUGCAGUCACUAUCUGAGCGCCAUUCGGAACUUCUUCAAACAUGUGACUCAGGGACCAGAGAGUAAGGUAUGAGAAUCACUGCAACCGCCCAAGGCGUCCUAAAAACAAAGCUCAUCAUCACUCGAGGACGGUGUCCAAGUGCCAAAAUAAUGGUUUCUCACCGAAUUAAAACUCCAUUCAAAAGAUGAAAAAAAUAGCUUUUGAGGACAUUUCUCGUCCUACGGUGGGUCAGUCAUUUUCAUGUAGGUUCUUUUGUUUAGGCUCUGAUGCUGUGGCAUUUAACAUUUAGCUACCAUGUGAAAUUUGGAAAUAAGCUGACUUUUUUUCAGAACAUUAAAAUCUAUUUUGAUUAAAUAAAUGUUUAAAAAAUCCCUUUUUUAUCAAAUUAAUUGAAAGUUCCAAAAUUCAAUAAAAAAAAACUCAUAUUUUGACAAAGAACCUACAAAAUAAUAUUUUUAACUAUCUUUAUCUUAUAUAUAUUUUUUUAAUAUAGAGUUAUCUCUUGAGAACUUCAGUAUUUCAUUGAUAAAAAAAAUGAGAAAAUAAUAAAGCAAUACUCAGUUCUUUUGCUUAUUUUUUUUCAAUUUGAAAAAGAAAGAAAAAUAGUUUUGGUUUCUAUCGCGUUUUUUUGUACUAGUCACUUGUAGUUGUAAAAAAUUGUAAAUGUGAAAAAAAGAAAAUAUAUUACUGUUGAUACAUAUCCUUAUUGAAAAAAGAAAAUAUAAAAAAUGUAACUCCUUUUUCGUGUAAAAAAAAGAUAUAAAAUCCAAAGAAUGUUCUAUAUACAAAAUGUAUCAAAAAAAUGAAGAGUUUAAAAACAAAAUGUAACAGUGUAAUGUUAGGCGAAUUAGGGUCCAAAUAUUAAUCAAUAUUCUAUAUAUUGAAAAAAAUGUUGUCUAAUAUACCAUAUUGUCUAUUGAGAUAUACAUACAACAUACCCAUUGUUCAUAAUGUAUAGAUGGGGUGCUAUUGAGAAGAAGAAAAAGAAUUUAUUGAUAUUUUUGAUGAAUCGUAGUUUUGUCUAAAACAAAUUGCUUAUCCAGCUAGUUCCACAAUUAUGAUGGAAAAUUUCUUAUAUUACAGUGAAACCUUUUUUCUUUUUUAUUGGAAAAGUAUUAAGAGUAAAACAUGAAAUCAGACAGAAAGGUAAUUAACUUUAUUACUUUUUUUUGUAACACUGUAUUUUCAGAUAAGAAAUUGAAUAUUUUGAGGCAAAAUAAAAGAAGGAUCAGAGAUAUAUUGGAUGGCAUUUUGGACAUGUUGUAUUUAAAAAAAAAUGAAAAUGUGAAAAAAAAUAAAGAAAAGUAUGUUUAUAGAGAUGAAA
Molecule: messenger RNA, 7242 nt
Organism: Lutzomyia longipalpis
Lineage: Eukaryota; Metazoa; Arthropoda; Insecta; Diptera; Psychodidae
Gene: cv-c
Exons: 17
Coding region: 891-5990 (1699 amino acids)
Biological process (GO): regulation of Rho protein signal transduction; actin cytoskeleton organization; signal transduction
Molecular function (GO): lipid binding; GTPase activator activity
Source: RefSeq, a predicted model, not a curated record